This is a messenger RNA of Syngnathoides biaculeatus (alligator pipefish), 2890 nucleotides long. RefSeq names its product TAP binding protein like (gene tapbpl). The transcript has 8 exons. The record is from RefSeq and is a predicted model, not a curated record. The coding region runs from base 599 to 1882 and encodes 427 amino acids. Gene Ontology annotation, biological process: antigen processing and presentation of endogenous peptide antigen via MHC class I. Gene Ontology annotation, cellular component: membrane. NCBI's taxonomy places the organism in Eukaryota, Metazoa, Chordata, Actinopteri, Syngnathiformes, Syngnathidae.
AGUAUAUAUUUGAAAUAAAUGUAAAAUAAAUUAGUAACUACUGUGAUAAUUAAUGUAAAUUUCUUGAACACAAACAGUAUAUUAAGUGUUAGAAAACAGAAGUAACAGUAGAAUCAGUAAUUCCUGUAUUGUGUAAUUGUUUAAAUCACAAAUGUUGAUAAUUUUGCUAACAAUAUUAAUAGAACGCUUAUGGCUUUCCGAUUAAAUAUUCAUCUGCUUCCCAUUAUUUUGCGUGAAAAUAAAAAAGUGAGGUAAAGCACUCCAGUAUAAAGAAACUGUAAAAGUGGGAGGUGCUGGUCUCCAUAGUAACCACGCACCUCCCCACGUGCGCCUCCAUUUCCCUCUUCAUUUAUUUAUUAUUUUCACGCCGACACAAGUGAGAGGGACACUGCCGCAAGUGCCGGGGUGCUCCUUCUCCUCUUCUGGUUUGUCAUUAUUACUGUACUGGUCUUCAAUAUCGCCUUAUGUAAUUUAAAAUUGCGGCUCAAAUGUACUGUAGUGCGACUGCGUCCGCCUAAUCAUAGAUGUAGUUUGGUGAAAUCAAGUGAAAGUGAAAGUACGAUUUUCCUUGUGCUCUUGCUUACCACGAAUAGACGCCAUGAAGUUGACGGGAAUCAUUUUGUGUGGCUUCUUCGCAACAUGCGCGUGUGCCUCUGGGGUGGCAGACAUAGUUCUGUCCUGCAAGUUCGUGGAGAACUCGUUGGGACAGCACGCCUUGACUUGGACUCCGGCCACCCUCAUCUUGAGAGAAGUCAUCAUCGGUUCCGAUGAAAGCCUUGAAGCGCUCACUCCAUUUGUCCCGCCGCCCAACGUGGAUCCACGUGUCAUUAUAUUGGAGUCCAAAGCGUCAUCCUUCGAGAUUCCCAACGCGGCCGUUCUGCUACAUGCGAACUGCAACGAGCAGGAGGUGAUGUGCGAAAUAAGCAGCUACACUCGCCACGGCUCGAAGGAAGGCUUGGGACCUGACGAUUUCCUGGUGUCCAUCGUUGUGGAGGGUGGUGCUUUCAGCACUUUGUUGAUCCUGCGUGUCAUACCACUGGUCAAGGACCAAUCGGGCCUGAUCCAUGAUGUACUGGGACUCUCUCUGACCCAGGAUGGAAUGCUGCUGACUGAGGUGUCCUUCCUGGUGUUUUCCACUUUCAAGUCCCUAACUGCACCGCUGAGAGGUUUCUGCCUCCUCAAUUGCGGCUUCAGGCAUCAGGACGUGUCGCCCGAUGAAGAAGUGAACAUCGAGUGGUACCAGCAGGAUCGGGGACGAGGGCAGAAAGUCGUCAAGAUGGUGACGAGGCUGAACGAUCCGGAAGGCAGCGCGGUGUUCCAUCCGGGGAGCGGCCAGUUGAGCAACAACGCCGUGCAAGUUGUGAGCGAGGGCAACGCCUCUGUGACACUCAACAACCUGAAGGUUACGGAUGAGGGUGCCUACAUCUGCUCCGUCACUGUCGGACCUUUCCGGGGUCAGCAGGUGGUUAAACUCCACGUGGCUCAACCACCAAGUGUUUCACUUUCCAAGAAGAAGCUAAUUUUGAAGGGAAAUACAGCACAAACUCUAAGCUGCCAUUGUAGUCAAUACUACCCUCUAGAGGCUCAGGUGGAGUGGCUGUCACAAGCGCCGACGGACGAGAAGCCCUUGGCCUUCCCCGAUCAGGGCUCGCUGUCCAGCCACCGCAAGCACGGCGACGGCACAUACUCGCUGUCGUCCCACCUCGUCGUGCCACCCGGCGUCGCCCCGGGAACCCGAAUCACCUGCAGGGUGUCCCACACGGCUCUGGACGCUCCUGUUUCCGUCAGUGUGCUGGUCGAACACCUGGAUGCAGAUGAUUACUUGUGGGUGUUGUCAAUCCUGGGCAUCACUGUGCUGUUCUUCUACCAACUCAUCAGAUAGACACUAUUUAUUUAUUUCUAUUUUUUAAUUAAAGCGGGUCCUUUACUGAUUUAUUUUGAAGUGGUGCCUGAAGAUAUUUUGUGAGCAUUUACAGAUACAAGCCAAUGAGUGCUACACCACUACACAACUCAACACACUUCACCAAAAAAAAAAAAAAAAACAUCCUUACAAAACUGGUUUCAAGGCAAUGCCACUCGUUGCUGAACUUCACUGUCAAACGAAACAUCAAACAAAAAUUGAUUUUAACCCUGGGUGUUUAAAACAACUACAUAGUUUCGGCUAGCCUAAAUUGAAAUAAAAAUGUUUAAAAACGUACAACAUUUCCAAGGGAACUUUCAUUCAUUUCUUUUAUUGGCAUCAGCAAAAUUGACAAGCAUGCACUUAUUCUUGCGAGCAUUUUCACCUCUCGCUUGCAUUGUCCGUGUAAACCACAAAACUUGUUUAGUUCCAAAUGACAGCGUUUCGCUAUAUAAUGAGAUUGUUUGUUAGCUAGGAGGAAAUGCACGUGGUCGUCGUUUUUAACGUGAUCCAUUCACAAUUAGUCUUCAAAGAAGAAAAAAUGAGCAUCUUGUCUAUCGAAACAACCCCUCUGCACAAAAAUAUCCCGAAAGUUACUGUCGAGCCAAACAUGGCGGAUGCUUGUCAGAAUGGCUACGUGAUGUUAGCGGGUCGGAGUGCCCGACGUUUGGCACGUGUGAGUAGUUCUACGGGAUCGGGAGGACCUUAAACGCACGGGGGAGGGGGGGGGUCGUUGAACCCACCGACGAGAGGCUGGAAGAGGGGAAUAAAACAACGGAUGCAGGAGUGGCGCUUUUAGGACGGGUGAAAAAAAUGCUGUGGGCACGUUUGCCAUGGAAACCGGAAACAAAUCUCAUCUCGACUGAUUUUUGCCUUCGUGUCGGAGUGACCGGACCCCAGCGAAAGCCGGAUUGGGCCACUCUUGUGACUGCAUUUGAAAAUCAAAUGUGCAUGGAAAAGAUGUAAAAACUUCAUUUUAAUAAUAAAAUG